AUGCUGACUCUUCUAGCUCUAUUACUCCUGUGCGUAUCCUCCCCGCUACUGAGCCUGAGUAGUCCGAGUAAAGCUGAUGUGACAGUAUGUUUCGGUCUGCUCAUGUCUGAGCUGGCGCUCUUUUGUACCAUCGUCUGCCCUAUGCCAUUCACCUUACGCAAAAAAUUGUUUCACUUCCUCAGUGAAAACCCAGUGGUGGCCAAGAUUCAGUAUGGACUGAAAAUAACAUUCAUAUUCGUAGCGGUGCUUUUCGUCGAUGCUCUUCAACGUAUGGUCCGGAUUGCUCAAGAAGGAGCUACUGCAAAGUCCAAACAGGAGAUGGCGGAUGUGAGGACAGAGACCAAUUAUGCGGCUCGACGUUUCUACGCACAACGCAAUCUGUAUCUUACCGGAGCAACACUUUUCCUGUCGCUGCUGCUUGCCCGGGUGUUUUACAUCAUCUUAGACUUCAUUCACGUUCAAGAGAGUUACUCAGCAUUGCAACAAAAGACGGCGAGACAAAGCGGGGCGAGCGGUGAGGCUGAAGAUCAGACCUCCUUUAUUCAGAUCAAAACUCUGAAAAAGCAGGCCGCACAGCAGAACGCAGAGUACAACCGUUUGGCAGAUGUGCACAACAAGGCGGUAGGUCCACUUUGUAUAUGGUGGUCCCAUUGA
Molecule: messenger RNA, 654 nt
Organism: Tremella mesenterica DSM 1558
Lineage: Eukaryota; Fungi; Basidiomycota; Tremellomycetes; Tremellales; Tremellaceae
Exons: 10
Coding region: 1-654 (217 amino acids)
Biological process (GO): endoplasmic reticulum to Golgi vesicle-mediated transport; intracellular protein transport
Cellular component (GO): endoplasmic reticulum membrane; endoplasmic reticulum
Source: RefSeq, a predicted model, not a curated record